UGCUAGUCGGAAUCGUGACAAUAUAGAGAUUCCAUGGCAAUUUCUCUGCAACGUCCCUUUCCUCCCCUCUCCCGUUUUUUGGCUUGUUUUUAGAUCUCCGGUUUUUACCCUUUUUUAAAAUUCUCCAGACACUUAACCGUUCCAAUUCUCCGCAUUAAAGCCCAUUCAUUUUCAUCGAUCUUCCUAUUUUUUUGGGGACAGAAUAUUGAGCUAUGUAUGUGUAAUGGGGUCUGGCAAAGGAGCCACUUCGUCUUCAGAAGAUAUGGACAUGUCGAGUUCUGAUGUCCAUGAGCGGCAUCAACAGGAGUUAGUGAAUCUGACUCUAACAACUCAACCCUUCAGAACUUUUAAGUAUUUCAUUUUGGCUGUUGUUCAAUAUCUUAAGCAAUCAACAUUGUAUCUUUUGGCAAAAGGAGGGUGGCUUUUGCUCCUAAGUAGUGUGGUUGUAGCCGUUGGAAUUUUGCUUGUGACAGUUGAUGGUUCUCAUGAGAAGCAUGUUGAGGAACUUUCUGAAUAUUUCCAGUUUGGAUUAUGGUGGAUAGCCCUGGGUGUUGCUUCUUCGAUUGGCCUUGGUUCUGGUUUGCACACCUUUGUCCUUUACUUGGGCCCACAUAUUGCGCUUUUCACAAUAAAAGCAAUGAAAUGUGGUCGGGUUGACUUAAAAAGUGCUCUAUAUGAUACAAUACAGUUAAAAAGAAGCCCUUCAUGGCUUCAUAAGGAUUGCAAUGAAUUUGGAUCCCCAUUGUAUGGGUCACAGGUUCCUCUUAGUAGCAUUUUGCCAAAGGUCCAGAUUGAAGCUGUUCUGUGGGGCAUUGGCACUGCACUUGGGGAGCUUCCUCCUUAUUUUAUCUCAAGGGCAGCAUGUAUAUCAGGUAGCAGUAGCAGAUUGGAUGCCUUGGACGAAUUGGAUGAUUCCCCAACAGAACAUGAAGGCUUUUUCACUGCUCAUUUAAGAAAAGUCAAACACUGGUUCUUCACGCACUCUCAACACUUGAACUUCUUCACGAUUUUAGUGCUUGCUUCGGUGCCAAAUCCACUCUUUGACCUUGCUGGCAUCAUGUGUGGACAAUUUGGGAUUCCAUUUUGGAAGUUUUUUUUUGCUACGUUGAUUGGAAAGGCAUUUAUUAAAACUCACAUACAGACAGUUUUUAUAAUUUCAGUUUGUAAUAAUCAACUGCUGGACUGGCUUGAGAAUAAUUUGAUUCGGGUACUCAGCUUCAUGCCUGGUCUCGCUCCUCACUUGCCUAACCUCAUUGCUAAAAUACAUACCAUCAAAGCAAAGUAUCUCAAACCUCAGGCCUCUUCAAGUACUCAGGCAAAGUCGUGGGAUUUCUCAUUUGCUUCGGUGUGGAACACCUUUGUGUGGCUUAUGUUGAUGAACUUCUUUGUGAAGAUCGUGAAUGCAUCUGCCCAGACAUAUCUGAAGAAAAAACAGGUUAAAGAGCUAGCAGCAAUGCAUUAACUAACAAUUCAUAAGCAUCGACUUGAUCAAAUUAGGAAUGUUAACAAGUGGCUUGAUAUACAUAUUGUUCUCUCAUUUUCUUUUCAUAUAAUUUGGUAAGGAGGAUAAUGCGAUGGCUCCCGCAUCGCUCACAAUUGUUCAGCUUGAAAAUCAGUCUGCUUCAUCAAAGUCCUUUAUAGAAUUUGCUUUCUAUAGAAAAAAGGAACACUAUUCAGACGAAGUAGCAGAUAUAAUUAUUCUAUGUCACGUUGGAGAAAGCACGGUUUAGUUAGGCGCUUUUUUUUUACCUCAUUGGGAAAGUAGUGGUGAAAUUGGAACAUAUUCAACUGCUAUUAUUAUUCUUUUGCAAUUCAAUGGCAAAUUACUGGCCCAUUCCUCGCC
Molecule: messenger RNA, 1843 nt
Organism: Mangifera indica (mango)
Lineage: Eukaryota; Viridiplantae; Streptophyta; Magnoliopsida; Sapindales; Anacardiaceae
Product: vacuole membrane protein KMS1-like
Exons: 8
Coding region: 224-1462 (412 amino acids)
Source: RefSeq, a predicted model, not a curated record